Morus notabilis is the source of this 5848-nucleotide messenger RNA. RefSeq lists its product as uncharacterized. The coding region runs from base 401 to 5317 and encodes 1638 amino acids. NCBI's taxonomy places the organism in Eukaryota, Viridiplantae, Streptophyta, Magnoliopsida, Rosales, Moraceae. Gene Ontology annotation, cellular component: nucleus. Gene Ontology annotation, molecular function: chromatin binding. The transcript has 5 exons. The record is from RefSeq and is a predicted model, not a curated record.
UCUCUCUCUUCAUUUUCUCUCUCUAAAUUCCCUCUUUCUCUCUCCUUUUCUCACUCUUCGACACAGUUGGAUCGAAAGGCGGCUCGCAAUCUGAACCUCUCAAUUGGAUCUGAGCGACGGAUUGGAUUGAUUGUUCGGCGGUGGUGAAGGAAUCGUGUUGGAAUUAGGGUUUUGCUUUUGGCGAAAUUCGUCGGAGCUAAGGGGCCUAGGGUUUCCUGUUUCCGAUUCGAUCAAUCGAUCUAGGGUUUUGCAGCGGGAGUUCUGAAAUUGGAGAAAUCGUUCGAAAGGCUGAUGAUUUUCGUGGGGGUUUAGGUGGGAGGGGGAAAUUAGGGUUGGGAUUGAUGGUUCUCGUUGAGAUUGAGGGCGCGAUCGAGGCGGGAAUUGGGGAAAAUGCAAGGCUAUGCAUGGGAGGAGGGGAGGUGAGGAAAGGAAACGGAGUCGGCACAUGUGGACUGUCCCCACGCGUGUAGUCGUCGCGGCCGACGGUUCUUCUUCGACGUCUUCGUCUUCACCAAAUUCGUUUUACAAGGACGGACGCAAGAUCAAUAUUGGUGAUUGUGCUCUGUUUAAACCUCCUCAAGAUUCUCCACCUUUCAUUGGAAUAAUUCAUUGGAUAACAACAGGCAAAGAGAAUAAGUUGAAGUUAGGUGUAAAUUGGCUUUAUCGACCUGCUGAAGUAAAGCUCGGUAAAGGCAUCCUGUUGGAUGCUGCACCGAAUGAAAUUUUCUAUUCCUUCCAUAAGGAUGAGAUUCCUGCUGCGACGUUACUCCAUCCCUGUAAAGUUGCAUUCCUCCCUAAAGGCGCUGAACUUCCUCCUGGGAUUUCAUCUUUUGUGUGCCGACGUCUUUAUGACAUCACAAACAAGUGUUUAUGGUGGCUAACUGAUAAAGAUUAUAGUAAUGAACGACAAGAAGAAGUAGGUAAGUUAUUAUACAAAACGCGAGUAGAAAUGCAUGCAACAACAGUGCAGUCAGGUGGCCGAUCUCCCAAGCCAUCAAGUGGUCCAACAUCAACUUCACAGUUAAAAGCUGGGGCAGAGAGUAUCCACAACAGUGUAUCAUCAUUUUCUUCUCAAGUGAAAGGGAAGAAAAGAGAGAGAGGAGAGCAGGGUACUGAGUCUGUCAAACGGGAACGCAUCACAAAAAUAGAUGAUGGGGAUUCUGGUCACUGUAGAAAUGAAAACCUAUUAAAAUCUGAGAUAACCAAAAUAACAGAAAAAGGAGGGCUUUUUGACUCUGAAGGAGUUGAGAGAUUAGUGCAGCUCAUGCUACCUGACAGAAAUGAGAAGAAGAUAGAUUUGGCUGGUCGGUCAAUGCUUGCUGGAGUUAUUGCAGCCACAGAUAAUUUUGAUUGCCUCAGUCAAUUCGUGCAGCUUCGAGGUCUGCCUGUAUUUGAUGAGUGGCUCCAAGAGGUCCACAAAGGAAAAAUUGGUGAUAGUAGCGCAUCGAAGGAUGGUGAUAAAUCGACUGAAGACUUUCUCUUGGUUUUACUUCGUGCACUUGAUAAACUGCCCGUGAAUCUCCAGGCCUUGCAAACAUGUAACAUUGGGAAGUCAGUGAAUCAUUUGCGAUCUCAUAAAAACUCAGAGAUCCAGAAAAAAGCCAGGAGUUUGGUUGAUACAUGGAAGAAACGUGUUGAAGCUGAAAUGAAUAUCAAUGACAUGAAGUCUGGCUCGAAUCAGGUUGUCUCCUGGCCUGGUAGAUCACGUCCUGAAGUUGGAAAUAAACAUCCAGGUGGAUCUUCUGAUAUUGCCAUCAAGAGUGCAUAUGCAAAUUUUCAGGCCACUAAAUAUCCUUCAGUUAAGCUUGUCCCGGGGGAGAGUACUACCAGAUCUGCUUCUGCCUCUCCAGGCUCUAUGAAAUCGGUUCCAUCUCCUGCGUCAGCCAGUACUAAUCUAAAAGAUGGGCAUCCUCGGAAUACUGGUGCUGGUGGCAGCAUGUCUGAUGUUCCUUUGACAACAGCAAGGGAUGAGAAAAGCAGCAGUUCUAGUCAGUCUCACAACAAUAGUCAAUCUUGCUCUAAUGACCAUGCCAGAACUGGUAUUUCUGGGAAGGAUGAGGCAAGGAGCUCGAGUUCUGGUUCAAUGAAUGCAAAUAAGGCAUCUGGUGGCUCUUCACGACCUCGGAAAUCAGUUAAUGGAAUCCAAGGCUCCCUAUCUGGAAGUCAAAGGGAAAGUUGGACUGGCAGAAAUUCUUCAUUGCACAAGAAUGCAGCAGUAGAAAAAUCAUCACAUUCUGGUUUGACAAGUGAAAAGGUAGUUGAUGGGGCUACUGCAGAGGGUAAUAGUCAUAAAUUGAUUGUCAAGAUUCCAAAUCGAGGACGCAGUCCUUCACAAAGUGCUGGAGGUUCUUUUGAUGACCCUACAAUCAUUAGUAGCAGAGCUUCUUCUCCUGUGCUUCGGGAGAAGCAUGAUCAGUUUGAUCGUAGCUUGAAGGAAAAGAGUGAUGCUUAUCGAGCUACAGGUGCCUCAGAUGUAAAUGCCGAGUCCUGGCAAAGUAAUGAUUUUAAAGAUGUGCUGACUGCCUCUGAUGAAGGGGAUGGGUCACCUGCUACUAUGACAGAUGAAGAGCGUUGUAGGACUGGCGAUGAAAACAAGAAGGCUGUAGAAGUAUCAAAAACUGCAUCCUCAUCAUCAGGAAACGAACAUAAAUCUGGGAAUUUUCAGGAGGCUUCCUUCAGUUCUAUAAACGCUUUAAUUGAAAGUUGUGUGAAGUAUUCUGAAGGUAAUACAUCUAUAUCUGCUGUUGACGAUCUUGGUAUGAAUCUGCUUGCUAGUGUUGCUGCCGGAGAGAUUUCAAAGUCUGAUUUGGUUUCUCCAUCUCGUUCUCCACAAAGAGACACUCCAGUAGAGCUUCCCGGCACAGGCAAUGACUCCAAAGUGAAACUAAUACCUGCAGACGACCUUUGUAGAAAUCAAAGUCGGUCUGGUGAUGUCACUGAUGAUGAACAUGGGAAGCAUUCUAGUGACUCUGUUAACCUUGAGGCUAAGGAUGGAGAUGAUAAAUCCGUGCUAUGUUUUGAAGGGAAACCUAAGUCUAAGCACACUGGGAAUAUAGAGUAUUCCGGUGCAGAUUUUCAGCAAGCUGAAGGUGACGAAGAAAGCAAUGGAAAAUCAAAUGAAGUUAUUUUAGCUCCUGUCCUUGCGUCCCCUUCAAAGACAAGUGAGAAAACGGCAGGGGCAGAUAGUGAAGAAGGCAAACCAACUCAAGAGAAAUUAGCAGUUGGUGGAGUAAAUGCUGAUGGCAAUUUAGAUGUUAAACACAAUAGAACUGAUUCUUUGUUACGCGAAGAUAAGGCCGGUGAUGGUGGCUCAAAUAACGAAGUUAAAGCAUCUGUUGAAGAAUCAUAUUCGUGCCCAGCCAUAGAGACCGAUGCUAAGAUUAAGUAUUGCCUGAAUGAAGGUAUGGACAGUAUUCUGCAGACAGAUGAGAAGCCACCUGUCUCAGUGGUGAAAUCCAAGUCCGUUAAAGAAACUUGUGAAGGUAUGUUGCCUUCUGAUUUGGGCAAAGAUUUGGUUUCAGAAAAAGCCCAUGAAGUGAAGAUGGAAAAGCCUGAUACUGUUGAUACUAGGUCUGAAAAUAAAAGAACUGAUCCAGAAAUUAAUGCUUCUACAACCCCCGAGAAUCGAGUUGUUGCCGGUGUAACUUCUGGUGUUGCUCAUCAAAGUAGCGAGUGUAUAGAGCGUAACUUGGAUACCAAAAAGAUUGGACAAUGUGGUGAACCAGUUUCUCGCAAGUUGUCAUCUGCAAAUGAUGUCCAAGAGGCAGAACAACCUGCGAGGUCCAGAGUUUCCAAGUUGACUGGCUUGGAAACAGAUGAGGCUGAGGAAUCUACGACUGCAGAUGCUUCUUCCAUGCUAGCUGCUGGGGUUUUAGACACGGAUGCAAAGGUGGAAUUUGACUUGAACGAGGGAUUCAGUGCUGACGAAGGGAAAUAUGGGGAGCCUAAAAACUCAGCAUCUGGAUGUUCACCUGCUGGUCGUUUGAUUAGCCCGUUUCCUUUUCCUGUUUCAUCUGUGUGCAGUGGACUUCCUGCUUCAAUAACUGUGGCUGCUGCUGCAAAAGGGCCGUUCCUUCCACCUGACGACCUAUUGCGGAGCAAAGGGGAACUUGGUUGGAAAGGAUCGGCUGCUACAAGUGCAUUUCGUCCUGCUGAGCCCAGAAAGAUUCUAGAUAUGCCUCGUGGUGUAACAAACAGUUCGCCCCCUGAAUCAACUGCUGGAAAGCAAGGACGCCCACCGUUGGAUAUUGAUUUGAAUGUACCUGAUGAAAGAGUUCUAGAGGAUAUGGUGUCUCGAUUUUCUGGUCAGGGGACAAGCUCUGCUUCUGAUCCAGCUAAUAAUCGUGAUUUGGCACACAAGUCUAGUAGUCUCACCCCAGUUCGUUCUUUUGGAGGACUGGAUCUUGAUCUGAAUCAAGUUGAUGAUACUUCUGAUAUGGGCAAUUACUCAAUUGCUAAGGAUAAUCCAAUUUUGCAAUUCAAAUCAUCAUCUGGGAAUGCUCUAAGUAGUGAAAUAGGUGCUCACAGGGAUUUUGAUUUGAACGAUGGGCCUGAUGUUGAUGAGGUGAUUGCUGAAUCAGCACUCUUUACUCAGCAAGCUAAGAGUAUUCUGCCAUCCCAACCUCCUAUUUCCGGUCCUAGAAUUAACAACACAGAAGCAGGGAACUACUCAUGGUUUCAUCCUGGAACCCCUUACCCAGCUGUUACCAUUCCAUCUAUUAUACCUGACCGAGGGGAGCCGCUUUUUCCCAUUCUUGCAGCUGGCGGGCCGCAAAGGAUGAUGGUUCCCCCUAGUGGUGGCAAUCCUUUUGCUCCCGAUGUCUACCGGGGACCCGUUUUGUCAGCUUCUCCAGCGGUGCCUUUUCCUUCUACCUCGUUUCAAUACCCUGUCUUUUCUUAUGGAACCAGCUUCUCCUUGCGGCCUACCACAUUUGCAGGUGGUUCAACAACAUUCUUGGAUUCAUCAAGGGUUUGCUUUCCUACUGUGCAUCCACAAUUAUUAGGACCUGCUGGUGCUGUUUCUUCCAAUUACACAAGGCCUUAUGUGAUUAGUCUUCCAGAUGUCAACAAUAAUAGUAGUAGCGAGAGCAGUAGGAAGUGGGGAAGGCAGGGUUUGGAUCUUAAUGCCGGGCCUGGAGGCCCAGAAAUAGAGGGGAGAGAUGAAUCUUCGUCACUUGUAGCAAAGCCACUGUCGAUUUCUGGUUCACAAGCCCUAACAGAUGAGCAAGCGAGGAUGUUCCAGAUUCCAGGUGGCGCCUUGAAAAAGAGGGAGCCUGAGGGAGGGUGGGAUGGCUACAAGCAAUCCUCAUGGCACUAGGAACGUAUAUUAGUGAUUCUGGUGACAAAUGAAACUUUGUUUUGAGGAUGGGCAUUUGCUAACCCCUGAGAUCAUCAUCUAACUUGUGUGCUUCUGGAGGAUGGGUGGUAAGUGAGUUAUUUGAUGUUGUUCAUAGUCUCCGACCCCCACCUCUUUGCUGUAUCAAUUGUAUCUUGAAGGGAAUUUGUCCGGGGUCGACAAGCUGUUUGUUCCUUAAAUUUAUUCUGGGUGGCUUCAGAUCAGUUUCCCUUUUGUAGAUAUUUUAACUGUUCGAAAUCAUACACUAUUUGCCCAGAAACUCGAAUUGGUUCCCAUACUGGUGUUUCAUUGCAUCAACUAAAUAUACCGUUGGGCCCAAAACGAUCCCCCUCUCCAAUCUUUGCCAAUAAUGGAAGUUAUUUCGGUCUACUUAAAAAAAGGAAAUCCUUUUGUAUGCUUUUUGUUGUUAAUUUAUCCACGUCAUCGUAUAUUAUAUUUUUACAUAUAUUGUGUAAGCAGAGUGGUUGUCAAUUUUUGGCACUUAGCUCUUCU